AGAAAUAUUAGCGUUACUGCGGAGUUGUUCUCCGGCAGAAGCAACCAAUAGUAUCAUGUCAGUCUGCCUACAUUUUUGCAGUGAGAUGAUGUUGUUCUUGUAUUUCGAUUUCCAUUUUCAUCACCUAGGUAGUCUUUGAGAUUGAGUUAUGGUUACGUGCGUGUCCGGGGCGAAGACGUCUUUGCUUGAGGAUCAAUGAUACGCAGAUGUAUGAUUGGUAAUGUUUUUUCCGUCUUUUUUCUCAGAUUCCAGACGAGAGCGCUGGGAGCCGGUUUCGCCGGCGCGCGAUGCAGAGUGGCUAGAGGUUAUGGACUGCACGAGUGAUAACGUGUGCGAGCAACUCGAUGGUGAGGAGGACGACCAAGUAGGUUGUUCCCCACAAGCCUCGACUUCUCUGGUGCUGCCCGCCAUAGCUGAAGUCGCGGAGUCACCUACAAACAAGAAUGACGUUGGUGAAGACGAAGGAGCUGAACCACUGAACCAGGAGUGCGACACGGGUCCAGAGGAUAGUGCCGCGCCGAAAUCAAGAGACUCAUCUCCGCAUACAGUGGACGUAACAGCGCUACGCAGAGCAGUCCAUAACCUGAACUCGGACAAACUGGAAGAAUCCUCGGGAGCCGAAAGAAAAAAAAGCUCCUUUGUUGUCGAGAUCCGCUCUCGUGAGGACGGUCGGGUUGUGCGUGACGGUGAAAUUCUCUCGUUAACUGAUCUUUCGAGUCUCGAUUUUACGCGUGUCCCGCUGGAAAUGAAGAUACAGUCUGCGACACAGCUUGCAGCUGUGGUCGAGCGGCUCAGAGCUAUAGCACAGAGCGUAGCAAAAAGUGAUGGCUCUUCGGACGAUACCGAGAGAGUACUCGAUUUCGUUUAACCUUAAAUACAUCAAAUUGCUUUCAAAACCAAGGAAUUUUUGUGCUGCGCAUUACGAAGAAUCACGAGGUUCAAUGAAUCUUCAAUGUCUUUUGCAUCCGUUCCCUCCUCGGUCUAACGCAUGCUCUGUCACGAAUUCCAAACUGACACUUUUUUAUCAGGGAAUUGGCACGCCAGAACCGUCUACUGGAGCGAUAUCCAAGCCCAAAGUCGCAGUGACGUUGCGAUAUGAAGACAAGGCUCUACAGAAUGCUGCUCUCGCCGAUUUGUUGCAACUCGAGCACGAGGGGACCUGCACAGUGGAGUCCCUCUGCGUUGGCUCGGAAGAAUUGCUGAUAACGUCAAGUAACGUAAGGGAAAUCGUGACCGAAUAUUUGCAAGGUCAGGAUUACUUCAGCGCGGAGGUAGACAGUGUGGAUGAUGAUUGUACAAAUACCGGAAAGCCAAUGAAAACAGCUGCAGCCCAGCAAGAGACUGCGUCCGGCGAAGCGGGGUCGCCUUCUACCACGAAAUGCAAGGACAGGGACGAGUAUGGUGCAGAGGCAGUAAAGAGCAGCGUCACAUCUUCAAAAGACAGCAGCACUGGUAGAGGCGGGGGUUCGGAAUCCCUCGCUGCUUUCUGGAGCGCUGCGACGUCUUUGAUGAUGCCUACCGCUGAAACGUAUGCCGCAAGCAGUACCAGCAAACGAGGACAAACCCCGACCACGUCUGCUCCAGGAGGUGGAGGUCCAGGUCUUGCUCAGCAGGAAGAUCAGAGUGAACAAGAAACAGCUAGUUGUACUACUAGUGCAAAUGCAUCAGGUGGAGGAGAAAUGGUGAAGGAGAAAAAUAGCAAGGUUCUCGGAGCGCUCCACGGAAACUUGCGUAUUCCGUCGAAAAUGGAUGACAGGCUCUUUUCAGGCUACAACGCACGCAACAGCUUCUCCACAGCCCCUCUUGGUGGUGGUGACCGUCAGGCCCACCGGAAGGCAGUGCAGAACUUGAGAUUUUGUAGUACUUUGCGUACUGUGCAGAUGCAAGGAGUCCCUUUAGGAGAACACUUUCUAGGCAACGUGCUGGCGUUGGAGGACGACCCCGAUGCAUGGGAUUCCAUCAAGGCGAAGUCCCCGACUGACAAUGCUCCUUCUACAACUAGUCUCGUAAAGACCACCGCUGCAACAUCAUCCUCCUCGAGUGCUGCACCUACAUCAACUAGUUCGCCUACUGCAGCUCCUGGGACCACAACUUCUAGUUCUACAUCAUCGAGUUCAGCUAGUACAGGUAGUAGUGCUAUUCUUUCGAGGGGACGGCCUUCUGCGAGCAACGAGAAGGCUAAUGGUCUGAACUACAUGCCGAGCCCACUAGUCUGUGGCUCCUUGCAGCGCUUACACCUGAGAUCAUGUGAAGUUGGGAAUCGUGGCGCCCGUGUCGUUGCGCGCUACCUGCUUGGUUGGAACGGAAGAGCGGAAGUACAGACGAAAGAGCAAACGAAGCAAGCAGGCAUAUGUGUUGCAAUUGAGGCAGGCGAAUAUAUCGAGAGCGAUCGGUGUAAUUUGGCUAUUGCGGUCGCUGACCGCGCGAGAGCCAAUUUGUGUACAACAUCCGGUGCAACGACAACAUCGUUGCAGUCCCUCUCUCUCGUUCGUCAGCAAAUUGACUCUCAGGGUUGCUUCGUGCUUGCGCGGGCACUCAGCGGACCCGAGCAACAUCUUGUCGACCUGAAUCUAUCCCAGAACGACAUCGGGCUCGAAGGAGGUGAAGCUUUGGGACACAUGCUAAAGGUAGUAUCAUGUCAUCAUGAUUGAAUUCAUGUAAAAGUAGCAGCAUAUGUAAUUUCUUGCUCAUUCAACCUAUUUGCCAACGCCUUCGGAAAAUUAUGUUCCCAUUUGGGGUUCGGUAACCGUACGCGUCGAAGAAUUUCUUUUUCCUUUGGCGUUCUUCAGGUAAACGAGAGUCUGCGAAAGCUGACACUAAUCAAAUGCUCGUUGGAUGACGGAGCGGCAGAAGCACUAGGGGCAGGGCUGGCGACGAAUGGAAGUCUUCAUGCAUUGCGCCUAUGUAGUAACGAGAUUAGCUCUGACGGAGUCUCCAGAAUUGCGAAGGCGCUUCGGUACUUGUCUAAGUAAAAAGUUCAGAAAACUUACUUAUGCGGAGAAACUUUUUUACUCUUUUUUCAUUUUGCGUUUUUCUAGCAGGAUCUUACUUUCUGAGUUGUGUCUUUUUGCGAGUCGCCACACGGUUGUCCUUUCCUGUUCUUGUUGCAUUUCGCUAAAUUUCAUCGCUUAAUGCCACUACAACACAGGACUUCGAAGCCAGUAUUGCGCGUUCUUGAUUUGGCUCACAACCGCGUCGGGGUUCCCGGUGCUGUGGCAUUAGCGGGCUCCUUGGCCAAGCUGCGUGUGCUUCUGCUCGAUGGGAACAGCAUGCUGCAGGAUCGAGGUGUCAGCGCCAUUGUGUCCUCUGCGGGUUUCGGAGAUAAGCACAGCGACAGUGGCCUUGUGGCGCUGGGGCUUUCGGAUUGCGGUGCGAGUGCCGCUGCGGGUGAGCACGUUGCGCCCUUGUUGAGGAGGACGCGAACGCUGCGGUGCCUCAGAUUAGGGGGGAAUGCAUUGGGCCCGAGUGGGCUCGACUGCUUCCAAACGCUGGGGCCCCUCAAAAGGCUCGAGUUGCAGCGUUGUGGGCUCGGCGACGCCGGGUCGAUGGCACUGGCGCGACUGCUGCGAGGAAACAAAACGCUCACGGAACUGCGACUUCAACAGAACGGGAUCGGUUCGGAGGGGGG
Molecule: messenger RNA, 3628 nt
Organism: Amoebophrya sp. A25
Lineage: Eukaryota; Dinophyceae; Syndiniales; Amoebophryaceae
Source: the annotation of a GenBank genome assembly